UGGCCCACCAGCCUGCCGGGCUCGCAUCCUGAGGCACGCACAGCCGCUCCGAGGAGGACAUGGCAAAGAACCGGCACAGUUUAUAGGCAGAGACGAGGAGGGCUAAGCAAACAGGGGGUGGUGCAGCAGGGGGUGGCUCCCCUACCGCACCAGCCUGCCCGAGCCGCCCGGGUCAGAGGCAGUGCUCCCAGACCCUCGUGUGCCAUGGGGCUGCUGCUCCCAGCUGUGCUGCUGGGCCUGUUCGGCGUGGCACUCGCCGCCGAAGAGUCGUGCGCGGGCCGCUGCGACGUUGCCUUCAACUCCAGUAUGAAAUGCCAGUGCGACCCGCUGUGCGUGUACUACCAGAGCUGCUGCAGUGACUACAACAGCGUCUGCAAAACCAAAGUGACCCGCGGGGACGUGUUCGCCUUCCCGGAGGAUGACUACAGCUACUUCUACGGCAACAAAGGCGACCCCUUCGACCAGGGCACAGGGAGCCCCGAUGUGGCCACGACCUUCCCUGCCCCGAGCACGAGCGAGAUGUGGACUGAAGAGCCUACGCAGCAGUGGGAGCUGAGCACCGAUCCGAGCGUGACCACCGAGGCGCUGCCGGCUACGGUGGAGGACUGGAACCAGGACGAGGAGCAGGAGGAGGCAUGCAGUGGGAAGACCUUUGACGCAUUCACCGACCUCAAGAAUGGCUCCAUCUUUGCCUUCCGAGGGAAAUACUUCUAUGAGCUGAAUGAGACCAGUGUGAUGCCCGGAUACCCCAAGUUGAUCCGGGAUGUCUGGGGGAUGGACGGGCCCAUUGACGCCGCCUUCACCCGCAUCAACUGCCAGGGAAAGACCUACAUCUUCAAGGGCAGUCAGUACUGGCGCUUUGAUGACGGUGCCCUGGACCCCGGCUACCCGCUCAACAUCUCAGAAGGCUUCGAGGGCAUCCCUGAUGACCUGGACGCGGCCUUCGCUCUCCCCGCGGAGAACUACGCCGACAAUGAACGUGUCUACUUCUUCAAAGGCAGGCAUUACUGGUCCUACGAAUUCGCCCAGCAGCCGACCUGGGAGGAGUGCGAGGAGCAGGACUCCCAGUCGGCCGCGUUUUGGCACUUCGCCUUCCUGGUGGGCACCGACUGGGACGAUAUCUUCGACAUGCCCUUCGGCCUCAGCAGCAGUAAGUGCAGGGGGGCCUGGGGCGGGGAGGCCUGGGAGUGUGAGCUGAGCCCCUCCCGCCGCUUCUGGCCCUGGCUGCAGGACGACUCUGAGUCCUGGGAGCUGGACAGCGACUGGGUGUACAUGGGCACCCGGUGCCAGCCCGUCCAGAGCAUCUACUUCUUCGUGGGAGACAAGUACUACCGAGUCAACCUGAAGACCAUGCGUGUGGACUGGGUGCACCCUCGCUACCCGCGGCCCGUCGCCCAGUACUGGCUGGGCUGCCCCCGGCUGGAACCGAAGAGACCCUGACGGGGACCUGCCGCCCCCUUGGUGCCGCCCCAGCUUCUGCUGGAGCCAAAUAAACAGUGAGUUGAGGCAGUGCCGCAGCUGAGUCUGUCUGUCCGUCCAUCUCCACUGGGGGCUGCAGGUUGCUUGGCCGUGCCUGGAGC
Messenger RNA from Alligator sinensis (Chinese alligator), 1580 nucleotides. RefSeq names its product vitronectin (gene VTN). The record is from RefSeq and is a predicted model, not a curated record. The transcript is spliced from 9 exons. The coding region runs from base 205 to 1440 and encodes 411 amino acids. Gene Ontology annotation, molecular function: polysaccharide binding; scavenger receptor activity; extracellular matrix binding. Gene Ontology annotation, biological process: cell adhesion mediated by integrin; immune response; cell-matrix adhesion. NCBI's taxonomy places the organism in Eukaryota, Metazoa, Chordata, Crocodylia, Alligatoridae.